AUGAAGUGCAGCGCUUUCGUCGCCCUCCUGGCGGCCGCGGUCGCCCCCCGCGCGAACGCCAGUUUGCGCCGCGGCGUGCUCGGCGAGCAGGAGCAGCAGCCGAUCGUCACAGCGAGCGCCGGCGAGCUGAACAACGACGCAAAUUUUGCGGUGUCCGCGCAGGACGACACGCCGGCCAGGCCGCCGGGGUACCGCGCAGCCUGGGACGACUGCGGCGGCGUGGGCGCUUCCGCCACAGAGCGCAUGCGGUCCAUCUCGGCCAGGACCCUGAUCAAGGGCUGGGCCAAGCCGCUGCCCUUCCAGCGCCACGCGGCGCAGGACUGCGGGCACGCCGCGGCCGACGAGUUCGGCACGCUGCCCGGGCCGGGGCAGCAGGUCAAUUAUCCAGGGCCAGAGGUGCACGCUGCGCAGGACGACGCCGGCCUGAAGACCGCUGCCGACACGCUCGCCAAGUACCCGCUCGUGGCCAAGUAG
Messenger RNA from Prorocentrum cordatum, 474 nucleotides. The record is from the annotation of a GenBank genome assembly. NCBI's taxonomy places the organism in Eukaryota, Dinophyceae, Prorocentrales, Prorocentraceae.